Molecule: messenger RNA, 3008 nt
Organism: Diachasma alloeum
Lineage: Eukaryota; Metazoa; Arthropoda; Insecta; Hymenoptera; Braconidae
Gene: SdhA
Product: succinate dehydrogenase [ubiquinone] flavoprotein subunit, mitochondrial
Exons: 3
Coding region: 304-2280 (658 amino acids)
Biological process (GO): mitochondrial electron transport, succinate to ubiquinone; tricarboxylic acid cycle
Molecular function (GO): succinate dehydrogenase (quinone) activity; electron transfer activity; flavin adenine dinucleotide binding
Source: RefSeq, a predicted model, not a curated record
CCUCAAUAAUUGUUGCAAGACCCGCGUCCGAAUUCAAACUUAAACUCUCGCGCAUUGGCAGCACUGUCAGCCAAUCGCGCUCUCCCAACGGUACUCAACCAUUGCUACCUUGUCUGCCGUGCGCCAAGUGCGGGAGAGAAAACGUGGAUAUAACUGUUCGGCGAGAGAGCAUUGAAAAAGUAUCAGAGAAAUAGGGUUAGUCUGCUGGGGAGCCGCCAGUCUGUUCAAUCCCGUGCUGGCAAAUCCAAUUUCACGGGGAGGUGGUGAUUGUUAUCCGCCAACGACAACACCAAACGCACCAGGAUGAGUGGAAUACUCAAGAUCUCGUGUCUACUUGCGAGACAACCGAGUCGAACUGUGAAUAAAUUGGGCAUAUCCGUAGUCACGAAUCGCAAGUUCCACUACACGCCAGAGGGAAAAUUUGCGAGUGUGUCAACGGGAAUUUCAAAGGAAUAUCCAGUGGUUGAUCACACGUAUGACGCCGUUGUCGUUGGCGCCGGUGGUGCUGGGCUGCGUGCAGCCUAUGGGCUCGUUGCCGAGGGCUUCAAAACAGCUGUUAUCACCAAACUCUUCCCAACGAGGUCGCACACUGUGGCUGCACAGGGUGGCAUAAAUGCUGCACUUGGGAAUAUGGAGGAGGACAACUGGCAGUGGCACAUGUACGACACGGUCAAGGGCUCGGACUGGCUCGGAGACCAGGAUGCCAUUCAUUACAUGACCAGGGAGGCACCCAAGGCUGUCAUCGAGUUGGAGAACUGCGGAAUGCCUUUCAGUCGCACUUCAGACGGUAAAAUUUACCAACGAGCGUUCGGCGGCCAAUCCCUGAAAUUCGGCAAAGGGGGUCAGGCCCACAGAUGCUGCUGCGUGGCAGACAGGACAGGCCACUCCCUCCUGCACACCCUGUACGGCCAGUCCCUGAGCUACGACUGCAACUACUUCGUCGAGUACUUCGCGCUGGACCUCCUGAUGGAAGAGGGCGAGUGUCGCGGAGUGAUAGCGCUGUGCCUGGAGGACGGCUCGAUCCACCGAUUCAAGGCCAAGAACACGGUCCUGGCGACAGGUGGCUACGGUCGCGCCUACUUCUCCUGCACCUCCGCGCACACCUGCACGGGCGACGGUACGGCGAUGGUGACACGAGCAGGAUUGCCGAACCAGGACCUGGAGUUCAUUCAGUUCCACCCAACGGGGAUCUACGGGGCAGGCUGCCUGAUCACGGAGGGCAGCCGAGGAGAGGGCGGCUACCUCGUGAACAGCGAGGGCGAGCGUUUCAUGGAGCGCUACGCCCCAGUGGCCAAAGACCUCGCCUCUCGAGACGUCGUGUCGAGGUCCAUGACCAUUGAAAUCCGAGAGGGUCGAGGGGUGGGCCCCGAGAAAGAUCACAUUUACCUCCAGCUCCAUCACCUGCCCCCGGAGCAGCUGGCAGCUCGACUCCCCGGCAUCUCGGAGACUGCUAUGAUCUUCGCUGGAGUCGACGUCACCAGAGAGCCCAUCCCAGUGCUGCCCACUGUGCACUACAACAUGGGGGGAGUGCCAACGAACUACAAGGGGCAGGUGCUGACCACGAAAAAUGGAGAGGACUCGGUCGUCAGGGGUCUCUACGCCUGCGGCGAGGCUGCCAGUGCAUCGGUCCACGGCGCCAACCGACUCGGCGCCAAUUCCCUCCUGGAUCUCGUGGUGUUCGGGCGGGCGUGUGCCAAGACGAUCGCUGCGGAGAACAAGCCAGGGGAGAAAAUUGGAAGCCUCAGCACUCACGCGGGUGAAGCCUCUGUGGCGAAUUUGGAUAAAGUGAGGCAUGCAAAUGGCUCCAUUUCCACGGCCGAGUUAAGACUGAAUAUGCAGAAGACCAUGCAGACACAUGCGGCUGUGUUCCGGGAGGAGGCGACCCUCCAGGAGGGCUGUCGCAAAAUGUCGGAUCUCUUCAAGAAGCAGAGUGACAUUAAAGUCACCGAUCGAUCCCUCGUGUGGAACUCGGAUCUCAUUGAGACUCUCGAGCUGCAGAACUUGAUGCUCAAUGCCAUGCAGACGAUAUUCGCUGCUGAGAACAGGAAGGAGAGUCGUGGGGCCCACGCCAGGGAGGACUUUAAGAACAGAGUUGAUGAGUUUGAUUACAGCAAGCCAAUUGCUGAUCAACAGCCUAAACCCGUGGAUCAGCACUGGAGGAAGCACACGCUGACGACGAUGGACAACGAAAAAGUGACGAUCAACUACAGACCGGUGAUAGAUCAUACGCUGGAUGCUCAGGAGUGUGCGACGGUUCCCCCGGCGAUUCGUUCGUAUUAAGAAAUGAAAAUAGUCUGGCAAGCUUUAUUUUCACAAUUUUCACUGUAGAUAGAACGAAAAACAACUGGUUUCUCCUUCCUCGGGGUGAUCGAGCUGUAAAAUACCAAAAGUAUGGUCCCCACUCUCACAUCAAAGCACAUUUUUCUUUGCUCAUGAAGAAAUAGUCAGUCUCUUUUAUCGAAGCUGUUUGUUGUCAGUUAUCCUGGUGUUUUUUUUCUCAUGUUGGCGAAUAUACUUGAUGCAUUGUGUGAGACAACUGAUGCUGAGAUUAGUCAUGCUAACGAUCUCAUAAAAUAUUUCUUAGUAUUCGUAAGAGUAUUGGGGGGUUCUCUGUCUCUUGUUUGUACUUACCACAACAACGUAGCUAAGACCAUUAAGUUAUUCAGAUUCAGACGAGGAAUGAGGAGAAAUUUUAAUAGUAUAAAUAGAAACUUUUGAGGUUUCAUAAUUUCAGUCUCGAGAUAUUUAUGGAGAUGAUAGUGCUACUGCGUUGUCUGAAUUGUUAUUAAUACGACUGAGAGUGUUUUUUCGGGCCCUGAAUCGUGGAUUGAAAUGAAUAUUGAGCACAAGUUGGAGCUGACUGAUAUUACUUUGAAAAUCGAUCAGAGAUGUUGGAUUGUCAUUCACUCGCCAAAUGAUUGAGGAAAUGGCAAGAGUGAUCCAACGUCUGUAAGUGUAAAUAUUGUAAACGAGUUGGUUGUCAAUAAAUGACAUUGAUACAGCUUUUA